AUGUUUGGCUUCAAUUUGGAGAUGAGGACCAGUAUUGCAUUCACCCAAUUCCUCGUCCUCUUCGCGCUUUUAGGCCUAUGCGUUCCAUUACUAUCACCAAUCACACACGGAGACGGAGUAUCAUCAUUCACACACGAAUGGAAAGACACUGACCUCAAAACCGAAUUUUGCUCAACCUUAUUCGGCACAUGCAAGUAUGUCGAGACCGAACUUUAUGUAACACAGGUGGGGAACGACAAACAUUGGGUGAUUCAAGCCAACAACCCGUUACCCUACAAGGUAAACCUCAUGCUGCAAGUGAACGACGAACCCGUUUAUUCCCUAGUUCUCUUAGAAGAGGGUUCCGAAAUAACCCCCCUCGCCUCAGUAAGACGACAGCCUCGGAAUGUUAAGUUGAAAUACACCAUCACAACACCGCAAUAUGAGCAAUACGCUCGAUCCUAA
This is a messenger RNA of Puccinia triticina, 444 nucleotides long. RefSeq lists its product as uncharacterized. The transcript has a single exon. Lineage: Eukaryota; Fungi; Basidiomycota; Pucciniomycetes; Pucciniales; Pucciniaceae. The coding region runs from base 1 to 444 and encodes 147 amino acids. The record is from RefSeq and is a predicted model, not a curated record.